UACACACCUUUUUGACAUAAAUGACGUGGUGAAAAGAAAAUUGAAGCCGACAUUGAAAGUGAACAUUUUUUUAACUUUCUUCACUAUAUUUAGUAAUAUCAUAGAGAAAAGUGAAAGAUGUGUUAGAAACAGCUAAAAUCAUGUAAUUUUUAAAAAAAUCGUAUUCUAUUUGUAUGAUUUAACGGCGUUCAGAUUUUUCAUUUCAUACGUGCUAUAACCAAAAAAAAUCAGCCCUUAUUAAAAUAAUAAAAGCAACCGGAGAAACGUCACCUCAAAGCAGAAUUAGUGCAGAAAGAAAAAAAAUAACAAAAAUGUUAUAAAUUGGUGCAUUGAAAUAUCAAAAUUAGAAUAUAUCCAAUUGCAAUAUUUUUCAAUUUUUUAUUUAAAUAAACAUAAUUUGUUUUUUUUAACAAUAUUAACAAUAAGUUUGGUAGUAUUAAGUAGUAAAACAAUCAUAACACAUUAUUAUGAUGAAUGAAGACACGAGUUCGACGUCGUCCAGUGGCGGCGUUAAAAAAUUUUUCCAGCGCUUUUCACAAAUGUAUCAGUCGACGCUUGAUCGUUGGACACCGCAUGCAAAACUUCGUUGGAUUGGUGCUGGCGUUCUUGUAUUACUCUUCCUGCUGCGCAUAUUCGUCUACCAGGGCUGGUACAUAGUUUGCUACGCGCUGGGCAUUUAUCAUUUAAAUUUAUUUAUUGCAUUUUUAACACCAAAAAUAGAUCCAGAAUUCGAUCCAUACGAAAAUGAUGAUGAUGGACCAAAUUUACCGACACGCAAUAAUGAAGAGUUCCGACCGUUUAUAAGACGCUUGCCGGAGUUUAAAUUUUGGUUGUCAAUUACGAAAAGUACAAUUAUUGGUCUGACAUGUACAUUCUUCGAUUUCUUCAAUGUGCCUGUGUUCUGGCCAAUACUGGUGAUGUAUUUCAUAACACUAUUCUGCAUAACAAUGAAACGACAAAUAAAACAUAUGAUAAAAUACCGGUACUUGCCAUUUACACGCAAUAAGCCCCGCUACCAACGUGUGGUUGAACCAACACCAGCAAAGUGACAAUUAACCGCACAGUCACUGCAAAAACCAAACGACAAAUCGCAACAGGAUACAUCGACCGAUAACAAUAUAUAUCCUACAACAACAACAACAACAUCAACAACAACAGCAGCAGCAGCUAUCACAACACCAAUUGCAACAGCAACAGCAACAACAGAAGGUACAAUAAAUGUCGCAAAACCACCGCAAAUAAUCGCAAUUGAGGAAUAAGAGCCAAGUAUCAAUUGAGAUGUAAAAACGAAACAAAUGCAAAACUUCUAAAUAUUUAUUUAAAAAGUUUUUAGAGAAAUUUUUAAUUUUUCUUUUCGGUUAUAAGUAAUACUUUUUGUUGCUAUGUUUAGUUUAAAAUCGUUGUGAGCUAAUAUGCUUUAUUGUUUUUAAUUUGGACAAACGCUGCUUGCGUGCUAUUGUUGUAGCAACCGCACUUGUAGGCAACUGUUUUGGAUUUGAUUAAAAACAAUGGGGAAUUUGUCGCGCAGUGACUCGUGCAAAGAAUUGAACUUUAUAUUUGUAAUACAAUUUAUUAAAUUUAUAUAUUUUUAUUUGUACAAUUGUAAAUUAAUUAUGAAUGUUAAAUUUAUAUUUGUUUUAUAUAAAAAAAUAUUUUAGCAAAGUGCUGGAUUUAUAUUAUCUAUAGUUAUUCUUUAUGAAAAUAUAUAUGUAAUGAAACAUGCAUAUAUAUUCAUAACUUUAAUUAAGCUUUUAGAACAUAAAUCAUACUUUAAAAAAAUUAAACUUUUAGCUUAUAUUAAAAAUAUAAUUGUAUUGUUCAGUUGCUGAACUUCUUCAAUUUGGAAAAACUUAUGAAAUAUAACAUAAAGUAAACUUGAAGCAGCAAUAAUUGAAACUAUAAAUGUUUUAAGUAUUUAUUGUAUGAUGCAGUUGUUUUAUGUUAUAAAUCCAAAAUCAUAACAUACAUGAAUAUAAAUUAAUUAUAUUACUUAAGCAUAUUUUCUGAGCCUUAUUCAAAUUUUACUAUUCAACUGCUUUACGUUUUCCCAAAUAACUUUAAUUUAUUAUGUAUUGUUUGAAUAUUGUUUUUAUUUACUUAGCAUUUGAUAUAGAUAAUGUAAUAGCAAGAACAUAAACAACUUAAAAUUAACUAUUUAAAAUGAAUACAAACAACAGUUUUUCAAACAA
Teleopsis dalmanni is the source of this 2189-nucleotide messenger RNA. Its product is annotated as protein RER1. Gene Ontology annotation, cellular component: Golgi membrane. Gene Ontology annotation, biological process: retrograde vesicle-mediated transport, Golgi to endoplasmic reticulum; protein retention in ER lumen. The coding region runs from base 468 to 1049 and encodes 193 amino acids. The transcript has 4 exons. Lineage: Eukaryota; Metazoa; Arthropoda; Insecta; Diptera; Diopsidae. The record is from RefSeq and is a predicted model, not a curated record.